UUGAGCGCUUUGUCUGUUUGAAAUGGCGAAGACGUACGAUUACCUCUUCAAACUGUUACUCAUCGGAGACAGCGGAGUCGGCAAGACAUGUCUGCUGUUCAGAUUCAGCGAGGACUCUUUCAAUACCACCUUCAUAUCCACAAUAGGAAUAGACUUCAAAAUCCGAACAAUAGAGCUGGAUGGAAAGAGAGUCAAACUUCAAAUCUGGGACACUGCAGGGCAGGAGAGGUUCCGCACCAUUACUACAGCUUACUACAGAGGAGCGAUGGGAAUCAUGCUGGUCUAUGACAUCUGCAAUGAGAAGUCAUUUGAAAACAUAAAAAACUGGAUUAGAAAUAUUGAAGAGCAUGCCUCAUCUGAUGUUGAGAAGAUGAUCCUGGGUAACAAAUGUGACAUGACUGACAGGAGACAGGUGUCCAAAGACAGAGGUGAAAAACUGGCUAUUGAUUAUGGAGUUAAGUUCUUGGAAACCAGUGCAAAGUCCAGUUUAAAUGUGGAAGAGGCUUUUUAUACAAUUGGAAGAGACAUAUUACACAAUCUGAGUUCAAAGACAAGUGACAACAACGCUGGAGGAUCGGGCAAACCAGUCAAGAUCACAGAGAAAAAGUCGAAGAGAAUUAAAUUCUUCAAGUGCGUCCUUGUAGCAGCAGCUGCAGCAGCAGCAGAGGUCAUAUUCAAAGGGCCUUACUGCCAGCUGAAGCUCACAGGUUCCUGA
Molecule: messenger RNA, 715 nt
Organism: Scomber scombrus (Atlantic mackerel)
Lineage: Eukaryota; Metazoa; Chordata; Actinopteri; Scombriformes; Scombridae
Product: ras-related protein Rab-8B-like
Exons: 9
Coding region: 23-715 (230 amino acids)
Biological process (GO): Golgi vesicle fusion to target membrane; protein secretion; regulation of exocytosis
Cellular component (GO): plasma membrane; endosome; synaptic vesicle
Molecular function (GO): GTPase activity; GTP binding
Source: RefSeq, a predicted model, not a curated record